AUGGCGGCCAACCGCAGCCGGGAGCACAUGGGCCCACUUGCCUUAAGACCGAGGAAUGGUCGCCGUGGCGAGAGCGCCGAAGGAGGAACGCUCAAGAUGAACAUUGUUUCCUGCCUGAAGCCGAAUGAAGCUGACAUUCUGGCUAUGCUGCUCGAGGCUGUGAAGCAUUCCAAAACAGGGACGGUAGUGAGAGUUGCAGGGGGCUGGGUGCGGGAUAAGCUCCUGGGUCUCGAGAAUGAAGACAUCGACAUUGCACUCGAUAACUGCACCGGCGUGGCGUUCGCUGAGACGGUGAACGCCUACUUGAAAUCCCAGGGGCGGGACGAGGGCAAGGUUGCCGUGAUCGAGGCGAACCCAGAGCAGUCCAAGCAUCUGGAAACUGCGCGGAUGAAAAUAAUGGGGGUGUGGGUCGACUUGGUCAACCUGCGGACCGAGGUGUACAGAUCAGAUAGUCGCAUCCCAGAAACGUCGUUGGGUACCGCGGAAGAAGACGCCCUUCGCCGUGAUUUCACCCUCAAUGCCCUGUUCUACAACGUCAACGAAGGGAAGGUCGAAGACAAGACAGGGAGGGGUGUGAACGACCUUCGGGACGGCAUCAUCCGCACCCCCCUGUCGCCGAUGAUCACCUUCCGGGAUGACCCCCUCAGGGUGCUCCGCGCGGUGCGCUUUGCGGCACGCUUCGGGUUCGCCUUGCACGAGGAUCUGCGCGCCGCGGCCCGGGACAGCGAGAUCCAGGCAGCCUUGGGCACGAAAGUCAGCCGAGAGCGGGUGGGGACGGAACUAUGCGGAAUGAUAACGGGAAAGAUGGCCCAGCCGGCGCUCGCCCUCUCCUUGUUGCAAGACCUAGGUCUCGCGGCUGCCGUGUACGCUCCCCCGGAACACCUAGUUCCACCGCCUGCCGACGGUACUGUUGACUGGGAGCGUGGGGCAGCGGUCGCUCGUGCCGCGGCCCGCCUUUUGGAGUUCCGCUCGAGCGUGAUGGAGGCGAGAGAGGAGGAAGUUACGGACGGUGCACCACCGCCGGCAGCGGAAGCGGCGGCGGUGACCGUAGCGCGAGCGGAAGGGGCCGCAGCAGAGGCGGGUCUUGCUGCAGGCGCGAGCUCGAGUUGUGCCCCCAGCGCCGGUGGUCGGGUGAGCAUGCGGGGUAAGCCGGGUUCUAGUGAUGGAAGGAAGGAGGCACCGACGACCCUCGUGCGAGAGCUCUUCCUGUGCGCCGCGCUGCUGCCGCUGGCGGGGAUGAAACACAAGGCCAAGAAGGGAAAGCUUGUUUCCGCAGCCUAUUCCGUCGUCGCUGACUCCCUCAAGCUCAAGUCCAAGGAAGCGAAGAACGUGGAAGAUAUUCUAGGGCUCCUCAAGACUUUCCGCUCGCUGGCGGAUGCUUACGUGGCUACAGCUACCUCGCCCGGUACUAGCACAGCAAGGAAGACGGAGGUAGAGGGGACAGACCGGGAAGAGAGAGCAACGUUUUCGAGACUUUCGGUUGGGCUCGCCGUGAGACAGGCGAAAGAGCUGUGGCCGACGUGCUUGGACCUGUGCUGCGCCGUGGAAAUGUGCGAGCCUCGACAGCAGGCGCCACCGUCUCCAUCGCCGCCACCAACAACAACAAUGACAACGACAACCACAGGCACAAUACCUGCAUGCCCUGCUGCCCACCGAGAGCAAACUGUUGAAGCCACCGCCGUCACCAGCUCGGUAGGAAGCGGACCACCACCGGCGGCGGGCGGCGAAGAAGAUGAACCUUUUCGGGAGGGGGGCAAGGAGCGAGCCGUGAUUUACAAGUACGCUGGGUUACGGAAAGCUGCGGCGAGCAUGGGCCUGGAGAGGGCCUGGGACAUGGCGCCUCUGGCUCGUGGCAAUGAGUUGAUGGCCGAGCUGCAACUGCCAAAGGGACCCGAAAUCGGCAAACUAAUGGCCAAACAGGCUUCCUGGCAGCUGGAGCACCCAGAGGGUACACGGGAGCAGUGCGUUGCCUUCUUGCGUGCAACCUUGUGAUUUGAAAAACGUGCAAGAUACGACGGUGCAACGCUGCUUCUAAUGCUGACGCUGAGGGCCGUUGGGUUCAGUCCGUCAAACCUCUGCGUGUUUCAUAGGAAGGGGUCUACCAAGUUAAACGGGGCGCCGUGACUCACACAGUGUGCACGCAUGCAUGGGUAUGCGUUCCUCACUUUCAGGUUGCGCGCAGUUGGUGUGUGGUGUGGAAAUCCCGGCAGGUACGAUGUGCUCCACCAGGGAGAUAGAUGUACUCGGGUAAACCUACAUGAUGGGGGAGGUGGUGUCUCUGAAUGACUCUCUGAAAUCGUGUUUCACAUGGCAUUAGGACCAAGUACGGUGUUGAGGUCGUGCAUGCAUCCCGCUUGCGUUGGUUUUGUCGUUCUAUGGGUUGCGGUGCACCGCGUAUGGGGGUCGGUUAUUUGUGUUGUCGACGACCCUAGAUAAGUGCAUAGGGUAGAUUCAUUAUGACUACGGUGGCGGUCAAGUUUUUGAAUGGAAAGAGGUGCAAGAACUCGAUGGCGAUGCCGACCGAUCUGUAGCCUUCGAUUUGAUGCAUCUGAUGUGUGCACACAAACCCACGCUGUCGCCCCAGUGGUCAAAACCUCGCAACCUGCAGUCGUGAGCCCGAAUCUUAGCGCCGUCAAACGAACCAGAAUAUUCCCUCAAAAACAGUCCAAUCUAUCUGUGGAUAUUGCAGCGAUUGAUUCGUAUGGUGUGCACAACAUUCGGAGUCACAAUUGUCGAGGCAAAGGCACGGCUGAACACUUGUCGCGACAUGGCAAAAACAAGCAAGUCCACACCACACUGUUGUGUGCGCUCGUGCUUCCUCUCAAUCACGUCUUUCCCAUGCCUGUCCUUCCAUGUCGUCAGCGUCCAGCGCCAACACUGUACUGUGGGAUAUUCCGUCUGUAGGAGUGACCCAGGCUGGCAUGUCCAACAAAAACCAUGCCGAGAGGCGAAAAAAAUGCUUGACCGACGUCCAGAAGAAGCGGGGUGACAUGCACUUGCACCAAACAUUUAUCUUUCAUCGGUCAGCCGUUUGUUUAGCUAGGGUGGUUUCCAAGGGUGUUGAGGAAAAGUGUGUGCAAGGGUUUUCGGGACAUUCGAUCUCUCUUGUAUGUUUUGUCGCACAUAUUGCGGAGUGGGAGGAUUCUGUAAGCCCAUUUCUAGGGUGAUUUCAUGGCGGCUGAGCGUU
Messenger RNA from Ectocarpus sp. CCAP 1310/34, 3187 nucleotides. The record is from the annotation of a GenBank genome assembly. NCBI's taxonomy places the organism in Eukaryota, Phaeophyceae, Ectocarpales, Ectocarpaceae.